UGAGAUAGAGAUAUCCUGCCUGUGGGGUGUUGAGCUUUGCCACUUACUAGCUUUCACAAAUUUCUAGAAAUGUGCCCUUUUUCUUGCUUGGAAUUAAGCUGGCUGAGAUCACAUGCUUUGAAACACUUGAACCUGUUGUUGGUCACACCUUGGCCUUACGUGGUGAGGGAGUUGCUACCGUAAGUCCCUGUCUUGUUUAGAAAAGGGAGUUUGUUGAGAAACGUGGGGCUAACUCAGAGCUCCUGAUGGAUACAUAUAUUUGGGGAGGUGGCAAAGAUCUGAUCGGCACAAAAGUCUCCUGGUCAGACUCGAAUGAAGGGGUACCUUUCUAUAUUUGAUUCCCUCAUCUGAUAGAUGCAUUGUGUUCUCCCAGAACUUUGAUUCCUUGGGCUGUGCUAAUUAUCUUCCCUCUCUAGCCAAACAAAACAACCCCCCCCCCAAAAAAAAGAAACAGGAAAUCGGAAAAACGGCUAGCCUUGGUGUGACUUGGUAAUAACAAAAGCUGUGGUUGCUUCCCCAGGGGCAGAGUGCAAGGGAAAGCUUUUCAGCCUAGGGGAAAGAAGAUUCCUGGCUGAAAGCCCAAAAGGGCAGACUGCUUCCUCUCCCAGGUGUUCCCUAGAACGGAGAAUGACACUACCUUGGGUAACUUCGGCAAAACAAGAAUGAACAAGAUGAUACUUCCCUGCCAGAGACCGUUCAAUGACCAGUGAUGGGGAGUAUGCGAUAGGGGCCCAGCUAGUCUAGGAGGCAGCUGUUUGUCCCCCUUUACAUAGGCGGAGAAACCAAGAUGUAGUGUGAAAAGGGACUUGCCCACGCUCAUGGAUUGACGUGGAGCAGACGUUAUGACACUUUUUCAAGCCAGGGGCUCCUCCCAAAAGUGACCAGCCUUUCCCCACCCAUGCUCCAGGCCUGCCUAGACCUGCCUACACCUGUAGUUGCUGCCCAGGGAGCUAAGUCUCCUCCCCAAACAAUCUUGUAAACUCAGUAAACCUGGCCUUUCCUCUCUGCCUCUGGCUUUGUUUCAUCCUCCUCUCCCUUUCCUUUGCUCUCUGUCCUGUCUCUUGCAGGUCUUGGCUGGCAUGUCAGGAAAGGGGUCCCCUCCCAUGGCCUCCUACUCUGGAGAGCCAGGGCUCCUGUCCUGUGGGUCCUGUGACAUGGUUUUCCGCUCCUGGCCGCUGUUGGCCACCCACACUCAGCGCUUCUGCAUUGGCCGUCUGACCCGAGAGGUAACACCUGGAGCCCACCUCUCAAAAGGGCCGUCUCUGUGGCCACAUGGGUGGGUAUUUAAGCAACUCUGACCCUCAGGAUAUUUCAUCCCCACACCCUGUCGCCAGGUGGUGCCACAAGAACACCAGGGCCUCCCAGACCAGGAGGCCAGCAAAUUGGCUCUUAAGAAGCUAACAGAAGAGGUGCAGCGGCUGCGGCUGUACCUACAGGAAAUGCGACCCUGGAUAACAAAGGUCUCCAGAGGAUUAGAAGGGCCCCGGAGCCAAACUGAGGUGCAGACUCAGGGCCCCACCCCCGAAGUUGCUGGAAGCCCUGGCGAGCGGCUGCGGGCGCUGCAGGGGACUCACGCAAAGCGGGUGGCGGAGACGGAGUCACAGAGCCGGGCCCUGGAGCGACGCAGCGAGGAACUGAGCCAACGCCUCCAAGGUUUGGCCCAGACCCGGGGCGGAAUAUCCCGCCUUUCCGGUCUGGAGCGGGAGCUUCGAGAACUCCGGGCAGAAGCCGGGCGAACGCGGGGAGCUCUAGAAGUGCUAGGGACGCACGUUCAGCAGCUACAGCCGGAGUCCUGGACCCGGCUCAACGCCUUGCGAGAGGCGGAACUCUGUUGUCCGGUGCUACAGGCCAACCCAGGAACUCUGGCUGCCGAGAUCGGGGCCCUGCGUGAGGCCUACGUUCGAGGCGGGGGCCGGAACCCCGGCGUUCUGGGCCAGAUAUGUCAGUUGCAGGUGGAGGCAUCAGCGCUGGAGCUGCGGAGGCUGCGGACCCACAGAGGAAGACGGGCAGGUGUCGCACUGGGGGAGCUUCUAGUGGUGGAAGCCGAAAACCGGCGCCUGGAGGCAGAAAUCCUGGCCUUGCAGAUGCAGAGGGGCGCAGGCCCUGCGUCCUGGGGGCCUAGCGAGCCUCGACCCGUGGUGAAUCCCCCCCGAUGCCUGGGGAGGAGGGAAGAUCCCCCGCGCCUCCCGCCGCCGGUGGCUCCCCCGCUGCCGCCGAGUCCACUCUUCCCCCACCCACAGCUGCAGGUUCCUGGCACCCUGACCAGGAACCCUGGCCUGGAUCCAUACUUCCUCCUGCCGGCUCCUGACGUUCUGGGCCCUGCACCCUAUGACCCUGGGGCUGGGCUGGUCAUUUUCUAUGACUUUCUUCGGGGCCUUGAGGCUUCUUGGCUUUGGGUGCAACUCAUGACUGGCCUGACACGAGAUGGACAGGACACAGGAGGGGCCACAGCAUUGCCUCCAGCCCUUUGCUUGCCCUCACCUCCAGCUCCUGGGCCCAUGGGCAACUGUGCCAUCCUUGCCAGCAGACAGCCCGUACCCAGGCUGCCACCUUCACCACCGGUAGCCCUGGUCUGUGAACUACAGGCCUGGCAGGGGCUGGCAUGGGCUAGGGAACCACAGCCGAAGGCUUGGGCCUCACUGGUGCUAUUUGACCGGGAUCAAAGGGUGCGAAGUGGCCGUUGGCGUCUUCCACUUCGGGCCCUUCCUCUGGACCCCAGCCUUACCCUUAGACAGCUGAAUGGGAUUCCCCAGGUAGGUGAGGUUGAGCUCUUUCUGCGACUGGUUAACGCAAGAGAUGAAGGUGUCCAGACACUGGCCGAGAUCAACCCAGCAAGUGCCCAGGAGUACCAGUACCCACCUCCGAUGUCCAGCUCACCUUCACUGGAAGCAAGCUCCCUUGCCCCAAAAGCUGGCUUUGUUGACCCUCCUCCUCCUGCAGAAGAGCCCUCAGCAGCAGAGUCAAGGAUAGAUGGUUUGGGCCCUCAUCACAGCUUUGACCCCACACCCUCUGGCUUUCGGAGUCUAGGAGAAUGUGGGCAUGAGUAGCUUAACAGGCUCAGAACUAGUACUUAGAUGAGGCUUGUUGUCAGACCUGCAGCUCUACUACUACACGUUCUCAGAGGGUCUAGAAGCAAAUAGCAGAUACAAGCUCAAAAUAGGAGGUCCAACCACAGCUUUACCACCUUCCACAAAUACUUGGCCUUUAUCAGUUUUCCUCUUGUAAAACGGAUGUGAGGAUUAAAUGGAUGUCAGGUAUUUUCAA
Molecule: messenger RNA, 3264 nt
Organism: Leptonychotes weddellii (Weddell seal)
Lineage: Eukaryota; Metazoa; Chordata; Mammalia; Carnivora; Phocidae
Gene: CCDC17
Product: coiled-coil domain containing 17
Source: RefSeq, a predicted model, not a curated record